Molecule: messenger RNA, 1968 nt
Organism: Exophiala viscosa
Lineage: Eukaryota; Fungi; Ascomycota; Eurotiomycetes; Chaetothyriales; Herpotrichiellaceae
Product: MFS transporter
Exons: 1
Coding region: 230-1918 (562 amino acids)
Biological process (GO): transmembrane transport
Cellular component (GO): plasma membrane
Molecular function (GO): transmembrane transporter activity
Source: RefSeq, a predicted model, not a curated record
GCGCGACGCCGGUGCCGUAUACCCGGACACUAAGACGAUCAAGAGUGGUCAAUCCACAACGUCAAGGCACAAAUAAUAACAGGUACGGAAGGGUCCAGAAUUUUUCCUAAUGGUGGCCAUUUGUGUUUUCCCGAAGAGAGCGUAAAUAUCUACGUCACGACAUCCUCCUUUUCAUUUCAAUGUUCACUCCAACUUCACAACCAUCACCGCUCUUUUCGUCGGCCAAAACAUGGACAGGAUAGAACGAAUUCUGUCGCGUCCGGUCGCUAAACCGUAUCGAAGCAGCAAGAUCGACCCCUCGGCUAAACCGCACCUCAACCAAGAUGGCCAUAUUGACUUUGCUCCCGGUGACGUCGAAAAUCCCAAGGAGUGGUCUGCCCGGCGACGAUGGUAUUGCACGAUAGUCUCUGUCUUGCUUGUGGUCAACGCAACUUUCGCCUCGUCCAGUCCUUCAGGGUGUGUCGGGAGCAUAUCCAAACAAUUCCACGUUUCCGAGGAAGCGGCUGGUCUGGUCGUCACGUUGUUCCUGCUGGGCUAUUGUGCAGGACCGUUGGUCUUCGCGCCAUUGUCCGAAUUUUAUGGCCGACGAUAUGUUUUCCUAGUCACCUUCACCUGCUACAACGCCUUCAACUUCCUCUGCGCGUUUGCGCCCAACUUCGCGUCUUUGCUCAUUGGUCGUUUGUUGACCGGCACUUUUGCGAGCGCGCCCCUGACUAAUGCACCUGGCGUGUUGGCUGAUCUCUGGGGUCCUAUUGAGCGAGGGAACGCCAUGGCUGUCUUCUCAAUGAUGACCUUUGUGGGCCCAUCGAUGGGACCGGUCGUUUCCGGCUUCUUGGAACUCAAAGAGGAUUGGAGAUGGAACUUCUAUGUCUUGCUCUGGCUGGGUGGCGUCACCGAGGUGUUGAUGUUGACAAUCCCCGAAACGCAUCCCGGGACCGUCUUGAUCAACAAAGCACGACGCAUCCGGGGAACUCGAGUCGAAGAACAUGCUCAUCUCAAAGCCCCUUCCGAAGCACAAGGCCGGAGUCUGACGAGUAUGUUCAAGAUCGCCCUCGUCCGGCCGUGGCAGAUCUUGUUCGAUCCGAUCUCGCUUCUCGUCGCCAUUUACCUCUCGAUUGUCUAUCUGCUGCUUUACAUGCUCUUCACAAUCUACCCUAUCGUUUUCCAACAAAAGCGGGGCUGGAACGCUGGGGUAGGAGAGCUACCGCUGAUCGGUACCGCAGUGGGAGCUUGUAUAGGUGGUGCUUUCGUUUUCGCCGUUUCCGCACGUGAUAAGAAGAAGAUGCUCGCCGGCGUCCCUCGAAGUCCCGAAGAUCGCCUUCCCGUCGCCAUGCUCGGCGGCAUCCUUUUCGCGGUCACCAUGUUCUGGUUCGCGUGGACUGGCGAGUUCAACAGCAUCCACUGGUUCGUUCCAACCCUCGCCGGCACAUUCCUCGCCGCGUCCAUCCUGUUGAUCUUCGUUGCGUAUCUCAACUACCUCACCGACACUUACUUGAUGUACACGGCGAGCGCCAUGGCUGCGAACACCAUUUGUCGAUCAGCCUGUGGGGCUGCCGCGCCUCUCUUCACGCAGUACAUGUUCGAUGCCCUUGGUGUCGGUGGUGGGGGAUCUCUUAUCGGCGGUGUGGCCUGUCUUCUCGCGCCCAUUCCUUUCAUCUUCUACAAGUACGGCCAUUCUAUCCGGGAAAGAAGCAAAUUUGCGCCUACGUCGCUUCCGAAACCGAAUGAUGAAGAGAAGCAGGAUAACGAUGUUCCGGUAGACACGGGGAGUCGAAGGUCGAGUACGACCGUCAGUGUCACUAGUAGCCAGUCGUCCCUGGAAUCUGGACACGAUGGUCCGAUCGUCGAGAGACCCGAAGAGGAACAUCCUAAUGUCAUUGCAGAGACUGAAGACAGGUCACAUACAGUAGAGCCUUGACUGGAACACAAGAGCAUCACUUACUCGUCGUUGGUUCCAACGAGCGGCCA